AUGUCUUUGCUCUCAGCUGGGUCUCCUAAGCUUAACUGCAACCAAUCUGGCGAGCCUCUUAACAGUAAGCCGAGUGCCAUGACACAUGCAGUAUAUACUGGACGUGAAGCGCCAAGUUCAAAGCACAUAGAUACGUCGAAUGAUCCCUCGGACCCUGUAAUAUCGUCCAAAGUUGGAAGUUAUCAAGCUCCGGUUGGUGACAAUAAUGAUAUCCCAUCCAAUAAGAAGCAGAAGUUGGAUCAUUCAAAUAUUGACGCUUUAACUGGACAUUCUGAAAUGGAGAAGCUUCUCGCAAAGCUCUCUCCCAAGCCCCAAUCAUCCGACAGCAAGCUUCACGCAGAUCAAGCUGUUGCCCUAAGAUUAUCCGACCAGCAAGACUUGCUCAUUAAACAAAACCGCAUUCCUGUCAAUGGUAGGAUGCUCCUAAGUGAUGAUGGAGGGUUGGACACAACUUCAGGCAUACUGCCUGCUAGAGACUCGCACCAGCUCCCUUGUCUGACAGAUGUCGACAAGACAGAUAUUGCAACGGUCGAUAUGUGUGAAGUGCAACGAUUGAAACAAGAACUGCUAGCUGCUAAUUCUAAAAUUGCCCUACAAGAGCAGGAGCUUGCACAAACGCGUGUGAUUAAACAUACGCUAGAUCAAGCACUUGGCCCACCCUCCGAGACCGAUUUCAAUGGACGUGAAAUCACGGAACAAACCAUAAGCAGUUUACAAAGUGUCCUCAAUGAAUCCAACCUAGCUCUCAAUCAGUUUCAGGAUGGAUGGAAUACUCAAGAUGAUUCCCACUCCGAUAUGUCUGAUGCACUCUCUGCUGGAGCGUAUAACAGGGCUCGGGGCUUCUGGAUCCCCCCAACGCAACAACUAAGUGGCUCAAGCAUGAAUGCUCCAGCCUCUGAAAGACCUUAUUGCGAGCCAUUAUCUUUACCCAGCAGUAAUUCGUUUAUCGACGAUUCAAACAGGUUCUGGGGCAACACGGGCGCGAAUUCCACCAUACCUGGUCAUGAUGUCUUCCGAUCCCAUCGAGUAUUUUCAGGCCCUUCCCAAGGUACUUAUGCUAUUGACACAGGGCUGUCUGAAGAACAGGCUCGGUAUUUCCAAGGACCGGGGGUUGGGCCACGUCGUUCGGUUACCCAGAUGAGCCGUAAUGGAUCAUGUCUUUCAGCACAGAGCUUAGCUUGGGGCCCGCUUACCGCUGGGUCUACGGACUCCCAUGGCUCGAGAUCCCCUGCAAACAGAUCAAAUAGUACAUACCAGCAGGUUGGCUUGUAUCCCAUUCCUCCAUACCACCAACGGCCGAUUGGAACACCUCUUUCGCCCACGGCAACUGAGUUUACCGUCUCCAAUGCCAAUGCAGUGCCGUGGCAAACAUCUUCGGCCGGGGGGAAUUCCAACCACACUUACAUUUCGCCUCUAGAGCCGAUAAACUAUCGCCGACUCCUCGACAGAAAUGUUUCCUGUGAUUGGAAAUAUAUAGUUGACAAAAUCGUUUGCAACAAUGACCAACAGGCUUCAAUAUUUUUGCAACAGAAGCUUAAAGUCGGAACACCUGAACAGAAAUUCGACAUCAUAGAGGCUAUAUCACAUCAAGCCUAUCCCCUGAUGGUUAAUCGUUUUGGCAAUUUCCUUGUGCAACGCUGCUUUGAGCAUGGAACUCCUGAGCAGGUGAUUUCGAUCGCCAAUGCUAUCAAGGGCAAUACUCUGAGUCUUAGUAUGGAUCCAUUUGGCUGCCAUGUCAUACAAAAAGCCUUUGACUGUGUUCCCGAAGAACAUAAGGCAAUUAUGGUCCAUGAGCUCCUUCGAAGGAUCCCGGAAACUGUCAUCCACCGGUAUGCAUGCCAUGUCUGGCAGAAACUUUUCGAGUUACGUUGGAGUGGGGAGCCACCGCAAAUAAUGGCAAAAGUGAACGAAGCACUGCGCGGAAUGUGGCAUGAAGUUGCCUUGGGCGAAACGGGAAGCUUGGUUGUUCAAAAUAUCUUCGAGAAUUGCGUUGAGGAUGAGAAGCGACCGGCGAUUGAAGAAGUGUUAGCCAAGAUUGACGUGCUCGCACACGGGCAGUUUGGAAACUGGUGUAUCCAGCAUAUCUGCGAGCACGGUGCCCCCCAGGACAAAAGUCGUGCCAUUGAACACAUAAUUGUCUGGUCAGUUGAUUAUAGUAUGGACCAGUUUGCCUCAAAAAUUGUAGAGAAGUGUUUGAAGAUAGGAGGAUCGGAGUUCUUGGAUCGAUACCUUGCGCGAGUCUGCACAGGCCGAACUGAUCGACCGAGGAUGCCUUUGAUUGAUGUUGCUGGUGAUCAGUAUGGUAACUACCUCAUCCAGUGGAUCCUGAUGAAUGCUGCACCUCACCAACGUGAGCUGGUUGCCAGCCAUAUUCGCAAACACAUGGUUUCUUUAAGAGGCUCCAAAUUUGGCUCACGUGUGGCUAUGCUUUGCUGCAACCCCUCUCACGCAACUCGCCCAGGACCAGGUGCUGGGAUGCCAGUCAGCCGCUUUAAUAGCUUCAACGACGACAGGUUUCAGAUACCCGGACAAAACGGAGGGCGUUUCAGCCGCGGGAACCAGUGGAAUCCCAGCUACCCACCAUUUCGUUGAAGAUUUAGAUGGAAGACCCUGCGUCCGUCGCUGUCUUUGCUAUUGACAGGAAUUAUCAGACCCACUCAUAUGGUAGGCGUUGUGAACUUUACUUGCAGCAUAUGAAAGCCUUGAGACAAAUUUUGACAUCAUGCCAGUCUCCCUUCUGUGUAAUAUCAUGAGCACAAUGCAC
Molecule: messenger RNA, 2764 nt
Organism: Aspergillus heteromorphus CBS 117.55
Lineage: Eukaryota; Fungi; Ascomycota; Eurotiomycetes; Eurotiales; Aspergillaceae
Product: Pumilio-family RNA binding repeat-containing protein
Exons: 7
Coding region: 1-2592 (863 amino acids)
Biological process (GO): post-transcriptional regulation of gene expression
Cellular component (GO): cytoplasm
Molecular function (GO): mRNA 3'-UTR binding
Source: RefSeq, a predicted model, not a curated record